AUGGACAUAGCUCUGUUCUCGCCGUCGUCCCUCUUCGCCGCCGACGGUGACUCCUCCGAUGGAGAAACAACGGAGGCAAGCCAGAGCUUCGUUGAGAGGAAUCACCAGUUUCCCGGAAUGGAAGUGCAUAUCCGGGAAUUCGGAUUCCACCAGCUGAAUGCAAACUUGCUUUGGCCAGGUACAUUCUCCUUUGCAGAUUGGUUAGUGGAACAUCGACAUUUGAUUGAAAGGCGGCGUUGCCUUGAAAUUGGAAGCGGCACAGGUGCUCUAGCUAUUUUUCUUAAGAAAGAGUUCAAUCUCGACAUUACUACUUCAGACUACGACGAUCACGAGAUUCAAGACAAUAUUGCUCAUAACUGUGCUGCAAACAAUAUAAUCCCUUCUUUACCGCAUAUCAAGCAUACAUGGGGAGAUGCAUUUCCAGUCGCUGAACCAGAUUGGGAUUUGAUCAUAGCCAGUGAUAUCCUUCUAUAUGUGAAACAGUACCCGAACUUGAUCAAGUCUCUCACUUUUCUUCUCAAAACCUACAAACGAAAAGACACCAAUGCCAUUGCUCCAACCGAGUGCAAACCAAAUGGCACGGGUCUGCCGUCGCCGGUGUUCUUGAUGAGCUGGAGGCGAAGAAUCGGCAAAGACGACGAGUCUUUAUUCUUUAAUGGUUGCGAAGAAGCUGGCCUCGAGGUGAAGCAUCUUGGAAACCGAGUUUAUUGCAUCAACCUUAAGAGAAACCAACCACUGAAAGAACAAGAAAAAAUUCAAUAG
This is a messenger RNA of Microthlaspi erraticum, 762 nucleotides long. Lineage: Eukaryota; Viridiplantae; Streptophyta; Magnoliopsida; Brassicales; Brassicaceae. The record is from the annotation of a GenBank genome assembly.